AUGGUCGAUCGCGCGGGGCUAGCCAGUAAGGGGAAGGAUGGAAAGACUAAAUAUGCUUCGCUUAAUUUGUAUAAUACUUAUAAAGGAAAGAGUUUAGAAACCCAUAAAGCAUCAGUCAGCCGAGGACAUGGCUUGCAAAGUCUUGGUAAAGUUAGCAAUACUCGGCGUAUGCCACCACCAGCCAACCUACCUAGUUUAAAGAGUGAGCACAGUGGUAACGAUCCUAACGUUAAUAUAGUACCUUCUGGAGGAUCAGGAUGGGGUUCAGGAGGCAAAGAAGAGAAGAAAGCAGACAGUUCUGGAGGUCAGCCACCAGAGACACAAGCAGCAGCAGCAGCAACUGCUACAUCAUCACAGGGGCAACAACAAAAUCAACAACAACAACAACAACAGCAGCAGCAGGCACAAUCGCAACAACAAAUAAAUACACAGAAGACUCCACAAGAAUCAACACAGAACAAAUCUUCAACUUCUUGGGUCUCAGUCGCAGGGGCUCAAGGAGAUACGAAACCGAGGGGCAGGGGAAAGAGUCGGAGUUCAGUCUUCAAUCAAGAAUUCCCAUCACUAGGCAGCGGGGAUGUACCUGCGGAAUCCGACCAAAAAGCAACAAACAAGGAAGCACAAUAUGGUCCUGGACCAAGCCUAAGACCACAGAAUGUUGGAAAUUGGCGAGAAGGCGGAGGGUCAAUAAACAAAGGCAGUGCAAGUGUGGACACUGGAGGAGACCAAGGUGGCGGUCUAAAGCAAGAUAGAGGAGACAAGGACGAGAGAGAAAAUGUUACACCCAGUGGUAAUAUUCCACCACGUAUGGGCAUGAACGGUGCUCAAGGUGGUCCAAUGCAGGGACCACCACCACAAUAUAGGGGCAUGAUGCCCCAUUACAUGUAUAGAGGCGGUUUUCAGGGAGGUCCACCCCCAGGAAAUUAUCCACCCAAUAUGCCAGGCAUGCAGGGGCAUCCAAGACAUCCAUAUCCACAAGAUCCUAGAUACCACAGUGGACCAGGAAGGGGACAUCCUGCACAACAGCAGCAGCGUCAGGUUGAUGUAGGUGAGGACUAUGCUAGGCCUGCUAUAAUUAGUGCUGCCAAUCUGAAAGAAUUGGAUCAAUUAGAGAAUGACACCGAUGACAGUGGAUGGGCUGGAGCCCAUGGAGAAGUAGAUUAUACAGAGAAAUUAGUUUUCAGUGAUGAUGAGGAUUCUCAGCCACCAACACCGAGGAAAGAUUUAGAAGUAAUUAGAGAUGGAAAAGAUAGCCGAGAAGAUCUGGAGAAAGACAAUGAACAUGUAGAAGAAAGGAGGCGUACAACAAGUGGCUCACAGGAUUCAGAUUCUCAAAGAUCCAGUACUCCAAGGGAUGCUUGGACCGAACAACAAGGUCAACGAGGAGCUGCUAUAAAUAGGGGACCACCAACUGAUCGGCCUGGAUUUGAUGCCCAGAGAUGGAAUAGAAUGCAGCAGCCACCCUUUGAUCAAAGAGGCCCACCUCCAGGGCAUUAUCAACAUCCACUGCCACUUCCACAGUAUCAUAGGCCUCCUCCACCACAGCAGGGAGCUUUUCCACAUCAAAGGUUACCGAACACUCCAGAAAUUGAUGAGGAUGAAUCAUGGAGGCAGCGAAGGCAAAAGCAACAUGAUGAAAUGUCAUCAGCAAUUGAGAGGGCACGGCAAAGAAAAAUUGAAGAGGAGCGCAGAUUGGAAGAAGAACGCAAACAAGCUGCUGCUGAGAAGCUAAGGAGACUUGAAGAAAGGUUAUCUGGCUCAGAAAAAGGGGAUGGAGAAAAAGAUGAUAUUGAUCCGAUGGAUUUCCCUAAAGAACUUCCCAAAAGGCAAAGAACAGAGAGUGGUAGCAGUGACGGUUCAAGGCAUGCCAGAGAAGGCAAAGGAUCGCAUGAUGGUUAUCAACGAGGGCAACCUGGUUUUCAAAGAUCAAUGCAAAAAAAUCUUCCCCCACGCUUUCAAAAACAACAAGAGCAAAUAAGGCAACAACAAAUGCAGCAGCAGCAACGCCAGUCACAGCCACCUCAACAACAACAACAACAACAACAGCAGCCGCCACAGCCACCUCCACAACAACCACAGCAUCCACUUCCUCCAUCAGGGCCAAUGAGUAUGGGGUUUGAUCCAAGGGAUCCACGAGCACAAGCAUGGGUGAAUAUGCAUGGAAUGCCACCACCACCUCCGUUCAUGCAAGAUCCAAGAGCAAUGGGAAUGCAGCCCUCCGCACAAGGUAUGCCAAUGCCGCCUGAUAAAAGAAUGAUGCAGCGUGUACGUGCAGAUAGUACAGGAUCCGGCUCAGAUAGUCACGACAGUGGACGUCAUACGCCUGAUUCCCAUGAUAGAAGGUGGGGUACACCAUCCUAUCCACAACAUCUGCCAAUGAUGCCAUUCGAUGGUGACAUGCGUAGAUAUCCACCUCCUUAUGGAAGGCCGCAAUAUGAUCCUCGCCAAGAUUUUGAUGGACGGCAGCCACCACGGGAAGAUUCCAAGCAUCAAGAAAGUGAAGACGGGUUAAAUGAAAAUGACCAGAAAGAUGGUGAUGGUUCAUUAAAUGAUCGUCAACGUGAGCGUGACAGAGAGCAUCGUCCUCAGAGGGAGGAACAUUAUCCAGGGCCACGGGUUCAACAUGAUCCCUUUGAUGAUAAUGUUCAUGAUCAACCAAGACCUUUACCAUUCUCAAGGACGCCAGAAUGGGCUGGUCCUCCACCACCUCAUCCAUUUCCACAUCCAGCAAUGUACAGAGCACCAUUUCCAACACAUCCUCAGGAUCCAUAUUUUUGGCAACAUAUAGCUUCUCACCAUGGUGUACCACCACAAAAAGUCAGGACAGUUGAAUCAGGCCAACAUGUGGCAGCAAAUGCAGAUGAAGAACGAGACAAACAAGAUGUUCAUGAGAAUGAAAACCAUAUUGAUCACAAAGAAGUUGAAAGGAAGGAGCCUGGUAAAGAAAAAGAAGUGAAGGAGGAACCGAUUAAAACUGAUCAGAGGCAAGAAAUUAAAAAAGAAGAAAGGAAAAAGGAUUCCAAAACCGAAGAGCACAAAAUUGAAAAAACUGAGAGUCUUGGCAAAGCAGAAGAGACUGAAAAGAUAGAUAAAACAAAAGAAAAGCCAGAACCUAAAGAGAGGAGAAAAGAAGAAUUCAAGCAAGAUUCACGAGACAGAAAGUUCAGUAAAGAAUACGAGAAAAAAGACAGCAAAGACAGAGAUUCAAAAACAGUUAAUCGUAGAGACGGUCACAGAGAUGGCCAGAGAGAUGGUCACAGAGAUGGCCAGAGGGACGGUCACAGAGAUGGCCAGAGGGACGGUCACAGAGAUGGCCAGAGGGACGGUCACAGAGAUGGCCAGAGGGACAGUCACAGAGAUGGCCAGAGGGACAGUCACAGGGAUGGCCAGAGGGACAGUCACAGGGAUGGCCAGAGGGACAGUCACAGGGAUGGCCAGAGGGACGGUCACAGGGAUGGCCAUAGGGACGGUCACAGGGAUGGCCAUAGGGACAGUCACAGGGACAGAGAUGGAUAUAGAGACAGAGUUGACAAGCCUUCAAGAAAAGAAUGGAAAAAAGACAGCACUCCUCGUUCUGAUCGAUUUAGAGUAACAUCUUCUCGUGGGAGAGGAGGGGUGCGUGGUCGUGGUGUUGAGUUUGGUUACAGGGGAGCUCCUGGUAGAGGAUACAGUAGCAGGAGUAGUAGAGGCAGGGAAAAAGAUUUUAGAAGGGGGUCUGGUAGAGAUGUUCGAAGUACAAGAGUUGAGAGAGAUCAUCGGAAAGGAAAUGAUAGUGGAGGAGAGGCUUCUGAAUGUGAAGAAAGUCCCCAAAGGAGAAGACAGCAUGGCGAGGAGAGUGAAUCAGGUGAAGAGGAAGUGAGCCAAACUGCGAGUGAAUCAUCUCAUGAAAAGGAUGAAAAAUCAAAAGACAAGGAGGAGAGUGCUGUAGAAGGGGAUGAAAUAAAAGACAAAACCAAGGAGAAUAAACUUGAGAAAGAGUUGAAAAAUGAGAAGAAAGUUGAAGCAAGGAAUAAAGUUGAACAUGAUCAUGGAUCUCACUAUAAUGGAGGUUUCCGGCCUAGAGGAGAACCCUCAAGACGAGGCAGAGGAGCAGGGGGUGGUCCAGCAAGAGGCGGGCGAGGUCAUUUAGGGGGAAGGGGGUCAGGCCCAAAAAACUUUAGAACAGGAAGAAAUGAAACGGAUGUAGGAAGGCAAAGAAAUAACAAGGAUUCACCAAAGAAAUAUGACUAUGAUAUAAAGGAUGAAGAGAAAUAUAAUAAGUCUAAUAGGGACAAGAGGCCUGACAGAAGAGAGCCGCCAAGGUUUAUUCGUCACGAGCGUCCUCCACGUUUUCAAAAGAAACCAGAAACUCGGAUGACCAGAAGUGGCACAGCUUGGGUAAACAGAUCUGAAGGAAUGCGUGGACGCAGCAGGGGGAGGGGUAUGCCAUCAGGAUUAACAUCACCAAAAAGCAAUAAUCCUCCAGUUCUAACAAGUCAGAAUUCAUCAGACCAAGCCAACGAGGAAUGGGAAACGGCGUCAGAAAGCAGUGACUUCAGUGACCGCAAAGAAAAGAAGAAAGAUAACUUUGUAAAUAAAGAUGAGAGAGAAAAUAGGGAGGAUAAUGGUUUUCAGCCAAAAAAGGACUCGGCACCGACUCGGAGUUUCUCUCAUCAGAGACCAGCCAAUGACAGGUCAUCAAAAAGAUCUGCAAGUUCUUCAGAAAGAAGACCUGGUAGAGAUGGUGGCAGAAAUUCAUUGUCUAGGGAUGGAACCAGCAAUAAUAAACCAAGAUCAACUGAUAGAAAGUUCUCUUCAGGUUCUGGUAGAAAAACUAAUAGUUCAUACAGAUCACAACGUAAUAAUGAAAACAGUGGUGAGAUGUUGGAUACUUACAACAGAGUGGAGAGUGCAUACAGGGUGGAUGAAAUAAUACCAACUGAUCCUAUUGCCAUACAGGCAAGAUGCUUUGUCAGAUUUAUCGAACAGAACCAAGGCAAAGAAAAAAGAAAGUGA
This is a messenger RNA of Saccoglossus kowalevskii, 4995 nucleotides long. RefSeq lists its product as uncharacterized. Gene Ontology annotation, biological process: cell differentiation. The record is from RefSeq and is a predicted model, not a curated record. NCBI's taxonomy places the organism in Eukaryota, Metazoa, Hemichordata, Enteropneusta, Harrimaniidae.